AUGUACAAAAAAGCCGAAAUCAGAGAGCAUCUCAAGAAGAUGGAAGAGAUGAUGAGUGAGUUGGAAAUCCGCGGCUGGGAACCAAAAGAAAAUGUGGAGUUGAAGGAUUUGGCUUUUUUGCCGGAGAGUCGGGUUGUGGAGAUUUAUGAGAGGGUGGAUGCGUUUGUGAAGAGUGUUACUCUUCUUGAUGGGAAGAAGAAGACUGCGUCGCUCCGGGGUGAGAAGGGGGCCCGUGGUGCGAAAGGGUGGAAAGGGAGGAUUUUGGGGAGAGUUUUUGUGAGGAAGGAGAAGAAGAAGGCCGACGCUCUCCAGAAGAAGGCGGCUUCUGAGCCAACGAGGGUGGCGAAGCCGAAACCGAUCAGGUACUGUCAUGAGACGAGACAGGUCUCGCAGGACGCGAUCGAUUUGGCGGGGUUGAGAGUGAGGUUGGUGUGCUUGGAGAAGCGGUACGACGAGAAGAGGAUGGAGAAGUGGCCGGAGGCCACGAUUUUGGUUGAGCAGAGGUUUUGUAGGGAGAUGCCACUCCUUGACGACGUCGAGCCAAACCGUGACUCUGGGGUGGAAAUGGGGGCUGAGGCGGCUGGUAGGCCUGAGGGCGAGAGUCCUGGGGAGUCGACAUCAGCGAGACAGGAUGAGGUCGAGGCCGACGUGCCGCCUCUCUUUUGCGUUCAGCUAUACGAUGCUCCCUGGAGUGACGACGAAGCCUGA
Molecule: messenger RNA, 708 nt
Organism: Cercospora beticola
Lineage: Eukaryota; Fungi; Ascomycota; Dothideomycetes; Mycosphaerellales; Mycosphaerellaceae
Biological process (GO): regulation of DNA-templated transcription
Molecular function (GO): DNA binding; DNA-binding transcription factor activity
Source: RefSeq, a predicted model, not a curated record